This is a messenger RNA of Eucalyptus grandis, 1317 nucleotides long. RefSeq names its product wee1-like protein kinase. The record is from RefSeq and is a predicted model, not a curated record. The coding region runs from base 1 to 1062 and encodes 353 amino acids. Gene Ontology annotation, biological process: protein phosphorylation. Gene Ontology annotation, molecular function: protein kinase activity; ATP binding. The transcript is spliced from 8 exons. NCBI's taxonomy places the organism in Eukaryota, Viridiplantae, Streptophyta, Magnoliopsida, Myrtales, Myrtaceae.
AUGGCCUUCAUGGAUAGGACAUAUACGGAAGAUCAAGUUACCUCGAAUCCUCAAAGUUCCAUUUUUUCUGGAAGUCAGCAAAUAGAGGAUCUUGUGCAGGACGGUUUGGAAGCUCAAGAAGCUAAAGUUAAGAAGCCAGUAUCAAAUGGCACGCAGCAGACACAUAGGGUCAAGCCCCCUCCUUGUAUUAGAAACCCAUAUCUCAGUGAUGCGUUAGAUCCUUUUGGAAAUCAAAGGUUCAAAUGUGCCGGUAUGUCUAUAUUCCCUGAGCUGGUCCCACGUUUCCACACCGAUUUCGUAGAAAUUGAGCAAAUUGGCGCUGGUCACUUCGGCCAUGUUUAUAAAGUUUUAAACAGAAUAGAUGGUUGCUUGUAUGCUGUGAAGCAAGUCACCAGGCCAAUGUGUCAAGACUCGGAAAGGAGAAAAGCCUUGAUGGAAGUACAAUCUCUGGCAGCUUUAGGCUCUCAUGAGAACAUUGUUGGAUAUUACUCUUCUUGGUUCGAAAAUGAGCAUCUUUACAUUCAGAUGGAGCUCUGUCAUUCCAACUUGUCUAGUCAGAAGUCUUCACGUUUUACUGAAUGUGAUGCAUUGACAUUUCUACAUCAGCUUGCGAAAGUAUUGCUUUUUAUGCAUGACAGAGGAAUUGCCCACCUUGAUGUUAAGCCAGAUAAUAUUUACUUCAAGAAUGGUGUAUACAAGCUCGGUGAUUUUGGUUGUGCGACUCUCCUUAACAACAGCCUACCCAUUCAGGAGGGCGAUACACGGUACAUGCCUCACGAGAUCCUUAAUGAGAACUUCGAUCAUCUUGAUCUUGACAAGGUUGAUAUUUUUGCCUUGGGAGCUUCUGUAUAUGAGCUUGUGACAGGGUUGACUUUGAUGAAAUCGGGGCCUCAGUUUCUGAGUCUUAGAGAGGGAAAUCUGCCUCUUCCCCCUGGCCAUUCACUGCCUUUCCAGAAUUUGCUGAAGGUCAUGAUGGAUACGGAUCCAACUGCACGGCCAUCCGCCAAAGAACUGUUGGCAAAUCCAAUUUUUGAUAUGAUUCGGACAAAUCGAAAGACCUGAGUCAAGACAGUAAUCCAAUUCCAACUAUGAACACGAAUAACUAGCAGCAGGUGCUGAAUGUAUUAGUGACCAUUUGCAUGAAUUUUACUUCAAAGGUAUCAGGCCGAUUUUGCUUCUUAUUCUUUGGCUGUAUGUACACCAAUUUUGUGCUGUAAGGGUGUUGGAUCGGUAAAUGGAAACCGCAGGAAAAAGGUGUUGUAAGCCCAACGCUAAGGGAAAAUAUGCCGUGUAAUGGAGAAACCAUGUUCAUCUUCG